AUGGCAUCUCAACUGCCAUUCGGCAAAAAUGUAUUUAUUGACAGUCUGCCAGAUCUCGUUCAUGUCCUUCCAGCUUCUGUCCGAGUGGAUCAUAAACGCAUCAACCCCAUGGCAGAGAUCCAAAUAUUCUUGAAAAAGGAUUUGAUGGUCAAUAAACUGAACCACAUCAACCAAUACCUGUGGCUAGCUGGCCAACCGAUGCCGCCCAAACCCCUGAAUUAUCAGCUUGCAAUCUCGCGUGAAAUUGUCGUGGACGAGAGAAUUGACAUGCAUAUGGUCUGGGAGCACCCUCAACGUAUCCAUCUGAAGCCACUCCCACGGUAUCUCUUUGAUCCUCAAUUUUGGGAGUCACAUCUUGUUUGUAAGGGACGCUGUUGUGACUCCACGCCAGGCAACCUGGUGAUCCAAGAGCAAGCGUGUUCGCGAGACCUAAACAAAUGCGCUCUCGGUCUGCUAUCUUCAUACAUGGCUCUUGUGCAGUUUGAAAGUGAUUUCCUAAUUGCACAAAAUUACCAUCUGUUGCCAGAUACUAUCACCUGGGAGAUGUGGCUCAAGCUCAAUCAGCAGUUAUUGAGGAACGAUGCGACCAGCCCCGCGAACAUCAACUCGCGGUAUUUGUUUGGAGAGCUGAGACUGUCGCGAUUGAACAAAAUUUAUGCAAUUCGCUAUGCUAGCGUCUUAAGCGGCUAUCAGUUUACUUACCAAACAUAUGGUGAGCUGUUUUACGACUAUCUUACUCCGCUGACCGCCGCGACCGUCUACGUUGCCCUGGUAUUGACGGCGAUGCAGGUCGGACUGGCGACCGAUCGUUUAGCCUUCAAUCCACCAUUCCAGGAUGCUUCGUAUGGAUUUACAGUAUUUGCGAUCCUCGGACCUUUGAUCGGGAUUCUGUUGGUCGGGAUUAUUGGUGGCUUUGCCUUUACUAAUAAUCUGAUAGUUUCAUGGAAAUUCAAGCGGCAACAAUUUGCCCUGUAUGGACUGUCGCAGAAGCGGAACCAGCUACCUUGA
Molecule: messenger RNA, 1008 nt
Organism: Penicillium coprophilum
Lineage: Eukaryota; Fungi; Ascomycota; Eurotiomycetes; Eurotiales; Aspergillaceae
Exons: 1
Coding region: 1-1008 (335 amino acids)
Source: RefSeq, a predicted model, not a curated record